Molecule: messenger RNA, 3125 nt
Organism: Beta vulgaris subsp. vulgaris (sugar beet)
Lineage: Eukaryota; Viridiplantae; Streptophyta; Magnoliopsida; Caryophyllales; Amaranthaceae
Product: cryptochrome-1
Exons: 4
Coding region: 755-2653 (632 amino acids)
Biological process (GO): circadian regulation of gene expression; entrainment of circadian clock by photoperiod; blue light signaling pathway
Cellular component (GO): cytoplasm; nucleus
Molecular function (GO): blue light photoreceptor activity; FAD binding; DNA binding
Source: RefSeq, a predicted model, not a curated record
CUCUCUACAUAAAAUAAUUUACAGUCCAUGUUAACAUCAUCAUCACUGUCAAAAAUUACUAAUUUAUUCUAUCCUAAUUGGGUAUGACUCUGUUACUUUUGUCAUUACUUCUUUCACAUAGAUCCUGGAGUCAGAUCUUCACUUUCCUCUUUAGAUACGUAGCUUUUUACUCUCUCUUCUUAAUUGUUUUAUCAAUUCUUGAAGCUUAUUAUUGAAAGGUUUGCGUUUUAUGUUUUGAUUCUUAGUCUAACAAUUCUGGGUUGUUAUAUAAUUAGUAUGUGAUUUCUGGGGUUUUUGAUUUUUCAUUUAGAAAAAGUGGGUUUGUCUAAGUUAGGGAAUUUAGUUGAUGGGUUCAUGAUGAACUUUAAGUUUCAUUUUGGAAUAGAGAAUUGUUCUGUUUUUGCUUAGUUUUUUUGGUUGAUUUUUGUUUGAUGAUUUUGUUUGGGUUGUGUUGGAAUUCUGCAAUAAUUAAGCAAGUGAAUAGUUAGAAAGCUUUAGUUUUGAUCAAAAAAAGAAACUUCCAUUUUCUUUGCAUAAUUUUGGUCAGAGUUGAUUGCUUUUGGCUUGUUUUUAAUGCUAAUUUAAGCUCUCUUACCCUAGAUCUUAUUCUGAUUUAAAAACAAUUUGGGGGAAAUUUUUGAGCCAUCUUUAAGCAGCUGGGAUACUUAACUAUUUAAGUAAAGAUUUGUUGGAGUAACUAGCUGAUGGAAGUAGGAAUUUGUAUGUAAAUCAUUACUGGAUUUGGUAUUAGAAAAUGGGAAGCAACUCUAAGACUAUUGUUUGGUUUAGAAGAGAUUUAAGGAUUGAAGACAAUCCUGCUUUGGCUGCAGCAGCCAGAGAUGGUAGUAUCUUUCCUGUAUUCAUAUGGUGUCCUAAGGAAGAAGGGCAAUUCUACCCUGGCCGAGUUUCGAGGUGGUGGUUGAAGGAAUCCCUAGUCCAUUUGGAUCAGUCAUUGAGGUCACUAGGAGUCGAACUGGUGUUAAUUAAGGCGGAGAAUACUCUUGAUGCCAUGUUCGAAUGUAUAAAUGCCACUGGAGCGACUAAAGUCGUGUUUAAUCGACUUUAUGAUCCUGUCUCUCUUGUUCGUGAUCAUAACAUCAAGCAAAAACUUGGCGAGCAGAACAUUGCUGUCCAUAGCUACAAUGGAGAUUUGUUGUAUGAACCAUGGGAGGUGUAUGAUGAAAAAGGACAUGCUUUUACAACAUUUGCUCCUUUUUGGGACAAGUGCCUAAGCAUGCAGUUAGAUCCAGCUUCACUUCCUACCCCAUGGCGCCUUGUCCCAGCUGCAGGAUCUGUUAAGAGGUUUUCAAUUGAGGAAUUGGGUCUUGAGAAUGAAUCAGAAAAACCAAGCAACGCUUUGCUACGAAGAGCAUGGACCCCAGGUUGGACCAAUGCUAAUAAAGCCCUUGCAGAGUUUGUCGAGCAACAGCUACUGGAGUAUUCAAAGAACCGGGUAAAGGUUGGAGGGAAUUCAACAUCGCUGUUGUCCCCUUAUCUUCAUUUUGGGGAGCUGAGUGUAAGAAAAGUAUUCCAUUCUGUGCAAAUGAAACAGCUGUUGUGGGCAAAUGAAGGGAAUAGUUGUGGUUUAGAAAGUGCAAAAAUGUUUCUUAGGGCUAUCGGAUUCAGAGAAUAUUCUCGAUACCUUUGUUUUAACUUCCCUUUCACCCAUGAAAGACCCUUGCUGAGUAACUUGAAGUAUUUCCCUUGGAAUUCCGAUCAGGCACUUUUCAAAGCUUGGAGACAGGGUCAAACCGGGUAUCCGUUGGUUGAUGCAGGUAUGAGAGAGCUUUGGGCAACUGGGUGGACACACAACAGGAUGAGAGUGAUAGUUGCAACUUUCUGUGUCAAAGUUCUGCUGCUUCCUUGGAGAUGGGGAAUGAAAUACUUUUGGGAUACACUUUUGGAUGCGGAUUUAGAGUGUGAUAUUCUAGGUUGGCAGUAUAUCUCUGGGAGCUUGCCGGAUGGUCAUGAUCUUCACCGCCUUGAUGACCCAGAGCUUCAAGGUUCUAAAUAUGACCCAGAAGGGGAUUAUAUCCGCCAGUGGCUGCCAGAACUGGCAAGAAUGCCAACCGAGUGGAUUCAUCAUCCUUGGGAUGCACCUGCUUCAGUUCUUAAAUCGGCAGGAGUGGAACUGGGAUUCAAUUAUUCAAAACCAAUCAUUGACAUAGAAAAGGCUCAAGAAAAGCUAAUUGAGGCAAUUUGUCUAAUGCAAGGCAAGGCAGGAGCUGCAGAAACAAACGGAAACAGUGAAGUUGUAGUCGAUAAUUCUGAAAAUUUCAGAAAAUCAUCUAUUCCAAAGGUCAUCUUGAAGGAAAAUCCAACUUGCGUUUCAGCAUCAUCCCGUGAUCAACGUGUUCCCUCAAUGCAAAAUUUGAACAACAAUGUUUCGCCAAAUGGGAAGAGACCAAGAGUCAGCAUAGAAGAUGGAACACCUGAACCUAAUGUGAAGGCUUGCAACGGCAAUACUGAAGCAAUAAGUGUUCGUGAAGCAGACCUGUGCUCUACAGCUGAUUCAUCAUCAGCUAAGAGACAGGCAACAAGCAGUAGUUCUUCAUUGUGUGUCCCACAUACUUAUUCUGUAUCAUCAAAAGGCAAGGAUCUGUUUAAUUGUGAAUCUUCUGAUGCGAAGCACCCCUGGAAAGAACGCGGAUGAGGAGUAGAGUUCUUCAAGUCAGGAACUUUUAUGAGUAGCUUCUUUCAGAAUGAAUAGUCUCUCUUAAAGAGAAGACACAAACUUUGAUAAUCUUAAUUGCUUCCGCUUGCAAGUAUAGCUACGGGGUUCUGGAGUAGGCAUCGUAUGCACGUGAAGUCGCAAACUCUUACCCCUGUAAGUUAAUAGCCUUCUGUACUAGUAUUCUGUAGUCACUGUUUAUUAAGUCUAUGUCAAAAAUUAAACAAAUAAAAGGUAUUUAUAACUCAUAACAAAAGGUAAAAGAGGCGGAACCGAGUUCGAGUCAGGAUAGUUAGUAAUAUCGUAGUUUCCUUUCUGAAGAAUGUAUGAUUGUGUUGUUACAUGCAUCAGUUUAGUUAUUGUGAAAGUGUACUGCAUAAUUUAAAUCAUAACCAACUGGCUGUCUCAUUCAGUUCAUGUUAUUAUUGAAUUAAGGAUUAUAAUCUUGUUGUUA